Messenger RNA from Closterium sp. NIES-67, 1294 nucleotides. Lineage: Eukaryota; Viridiplantae; Streptophyta; Zygnematophyceae; Desmidiales; Closteriaceae. The record is from the annotation of a GenBank genome assembly.
AGUUGCUUUAGGGCUCAAACGGGACCAAAGCCAUGGCACCUCCCGCGAUUCAGGUGCCUAAGCAUAAUGCAAUGUAAUGACGUCCCUUCCCAUAACUAUUCUAACGGCUCAUAGUUGCUUGCAGAACCUUCGCGGUGAAACACGGACUCGUAGAGCGGCUUCCCAAACCGAAAACGCCGGACCUGUUUUAGCAAAGGUGACAAGGCUGCUGCUAAGGUAGCGGAGACGCCGAAAGCUACUUCAAGUCAAAGGUCGACUCUUCAGGUGUUCUAUGGCCCUGCAACCACAGCAGUGGUGUGCGAGCACUGCCACGUGCAUGGAAGAGGUUGGUCGGGAGCAGGGCACGGAGAGGUGGAGGAAAGGAGAGACGGGCAAGGAGGGAUAGGACCCAUGAGCAAUCAGCUAGAGCAUGAAGCUGUUUCCGAGAGAUGCGUUGCUGACCCGACGAGAGUGGCAGGUGUUGGGGUUCCGCCUGUGUGGCAUGGCAUUGGUGAGACGACCCCGAGGGUGCAGUGGCCUGGCAGCAAGUUUGCAAAAAAUGAAGGAGCUGACAUGGGAAGUGAAGAUACUGCAGCGAGUAGAGGGGAGAUUGGGAAUGGACACCUAGAGGAAAAAGAAUCGUCCGGCAAUGCUUUGGUGGCCAGUUCAGAAGGGGGUGAUCCUGGGCGAGUAAGAUAUCCAUCAGGCCAACAGAGAUAUGAUGAUGCAGUUGAGAGUGCAGACGGUGAAGAGGAGGCCAGAUAUAGUUGGCAGUAUGUUUCCAGUAGGGUGGGCCAGUCGAGGAAAGGGAGUGAUGGAUGGGAGGCAGUGAAGAGGGCAGCAGGGAGGAAAGCACGGGCAGUGGCAAGGGGGAUACUUCUAGCCGAGAGAAGAGUGCUAGUUGGGAAGUGAGUGCGAGCGGGAGGAUAGGUGGGAGAGGAAGCACAGGAGGAGAAGCUGCGAGAGGGUGAAUGGGUGGAGCAACCAGAGCCUGGCGUGUACGUGACCCUGGCAAAACUGCCUGGUGAAGGAACAGAGCUGUGCCGAAUCCGGUUCAGGUUUUUACGGAGCAGCGAGUGGAGACGUGGUGGGCUGAAAUCAAGGCAACAGUAAUAUGGUACAUAAUAUGGCAGUUACUAUGUACCAUAUUAUGUACCAUAUUAUCAGCAUAGCAAAAAAAUCUUCCGGCAAACCAGGGAGGCUGAAGCACCCCGAUAGAUUAGUUCAUUUACGCCACUAGGGUGGUUCACAACACGCCAUUAGUUCAUCUGAUGUUCUAUAAUAAUUUUCAACUGGGCCGUUUGGACAUUAUUGU